CACAAAUUACCACUUACGCAUUUCACACUGUUUUAUUUUUAGUCUUGCGUGGUUUUACGUUGGUACGAUAAACACGACAAGCCGUUGUCGUAAAUAACCUGAUCAUUGCGCUUUAUCAUGUUAUCGCAUUGUUGUUUGGUGACAUACCGGGUAUUCAGUUUAAGCAAAAUCACGCCAGGCACGACACUGGAUGGUAAUAAUUUAAUACGAAACACAAAAUACCAUAAAGGGUUUUGAGAAAGAAACGAUGUUUCUCUUGCAGGUGACUAUUUGAGGAUGAAUCCAUACUGGAAAAGACAGUCGUGUUUAAAAAUCUAACGCGAACUUAUGUGUGACGUACCGUGGAUUCACAGUGUCUAAAACAUCCUGUAAUGAAAUAUGGAAGCGAGGAGGAAUUCCGCAUACCCCCUUAGUUUGGGAUAAACUCACGUGCCAUAGGAUAGCCUAUAUGACAGAGCUGGAAAAAUGCCAGUUUAGCUCUGCAUGAAGUUUGGAGUUGUCAAAACCAUAUAUGUGGAUAUAUGUGGCGGAAUAUACACCUGAACAAGACAUCAUGGCAGAACUUUAUGAGAAGAGAUAAUCAUUAUUUGGGUAGAUUGAGAGAGGCACAGGGGCUAUGGUGAACUCAUCCCCAGCGGUCGCUGCUCACGCAGAGGGUGAAGAGAUCGAGGUGCUAGAGAGCACUGAUGUCCUUCCUGUAGCUCCAGAGGACCAAUGGAAGUCUCUUUUUGACAAGUAUGAUCCAGAGAAUUCAGGCUUCAUCAGUACUGAGCGUUUCCGAGACCUGCUUGCGGCUCAUGGAUCAGAGCUGGACCCCCACAAGCUGGAGGUUCUUCUUGCUCUGGCUGACGGAAAUGCUGAUGGAAAGAUCUGCUACCAGGAUUUUGUUAACCUGGUGAGUUCUGAAGAUGAACUUGAGAUGAGCAACAAGCGCUCAAACAGUUUCCGUCGAGCGAUCCUGCAGGGGAGUCGGCAGCUCAGGAAUUCCGCUCUGAGAGAGGAAGUGGGUUUGGGUCUGUCUCGGAGACUUGUGCGUCAUGUUGCCUAUGAGACUUUGCCAAGAGAGGUGGACCGCAAGUGGUACUUUGACAGUUACACCUACUGUCCACCACCAUGGCUUAUGCUGGCCAUCACUAUAGCAGAGGUUGUUGUCUUUAUGUAUUACGGAUUCCAACUUAACCGCUGGGUUCUCCAGGUGUCAUCACCAUACUUCCUGAAGGGCCCAUUGCCAUACCACCCACAGCUCAGAGCUCAGGCCUGGCGCUACCUUAGCUACAUCUUCAUGCACGCAGGAAUUGAACACCUGGGUCUAAAUAUGGCCAUGCAACUUUUGGUGGGUGUGCCAUUAGAGAUGGUCCAUGGAGCUUUGAGAAUUGGCCUGGUGUAUGUGUGUGGCGUACUGGCAGGUUCAUUGGCAGUGUCAGUGACAGACAUGACAGCACCUGUGGUCGGUUCAUCAGGCGGAGUCUACGCUCUGGUCUCCGCCCACCUCGCCAACGUUGUCAUGAACUGGUCAGGAAUGAAGUGUCAGUUCAAACUCUUUCGCAUGGCAAUGGCUCUGGUGUGCAUGAGUGUGGAGUUUGGUCGUGCCGUCUGGCUUCGAUUCUAUCCCCCAGCCUUCCCACCAUGCCCUAAUCCCAGCUUUGUGGCCCAUCUGGGGGGUGUGGCAGUGGGCCUCACCCUUGGUGUUGUGGUUCUUCAGAACUAUGAACAGCGUUUGCAGGAACAGUCCUUGUUCUGGAUCUUCUUCAGUGUCUACACACUCUUUAUCCUCUGUGGAAUCUUCUGGAACAUUUUUGCUUACAGUCUCUUGGACGUCAAGUUACCCCCACCUCCAUGAAGCCCAGAGUGUGUAUGCGAAAUGACAGGCAACAUCAUUUAACAGUUGUAAAGGUCAUGAAUGAGAAACAAAUGCUAAGUACCUUACUGCAGUCCUCCUGCAAUUUUGCAGUUUGUGUUAGUGCCUAAACCAUGCCAAGUCAUCAAAGCAGCUAAAACAGCAGAUUCCGAUUUUUCAGCAAUGGUGAAUGUAAAUUUGCAGGAGAAGCUCAAAGGUUGAUGCUUUUUAAAGCUACAUACUUUGUGCCAGCCAUCGAGGGCUAUCAGCGAUAGCACAAGUAUUCAUUUCAAAAUAAAACUUGGGUUUAGUAGCUGCUGCUGGCUAUUCAAGGUGCCAGGUAAAAUCAUUUUCGGUUGUUGAAGGAAUGAAUAUAUUCCUUUAAAGCACAGAAUCCGAGGUUGCAUGAGCAAAGAGAAAUAUCAGUAUUUGAUGGGGACAUUUUAGUAAAUGUUCUAUAUUUUUGUUAACAUCUAAAUAUAAGUACAUGAGGUAGUGUGAGAGCACUGUUACAGCUCAUUGUGUGUGAAGGACCUUUUUUUGAAAGAUAUUUAAGAGUAACCGAAGUAGCAAGGAAACAGCUAGAUUAAUCUCUCUAUCUGUGUUAUUUUCUGAUAAAUGUUUCAAUGUUAAAAGGUCAGUUUCCCUUACCAUUCUCAGUGGCGGUGUGCGACAGGAUUUCCCAUUUUUUAAAAUGUAAAUUAAUAUUAAUCUAAUUAAUAAUGGAUUCUAUUAUAUUUUAUUUCUGAUAGUCAUGUUCCCAUACAACAGGAGAUUUCUCCCUUAUAUAUAAAUGGUUAGUAAUUAACUUGAUAAUUAAUGACAAUAUAAAAUCAUUCUGAUUGGAGUUUGGACUUUCAUUUGUGGGUUUGAAAGUCUGUAACCUGUGGAUUUAAGCACAGCCUUCAUGACAUACUAAAAUAAUACUGAAAGCUAAAUAACUUGAAAUUGUUACCUAAUUUAUGCCAAAGGAAGUCAAAUUAAUAAAUUUUUUCUCCCUUUUUCUCAGCUACAUUGAAUUAUCUGAAUAUUCAUUCUGUCGAUUUACUAGUCAGUGGAGCAUUCACACUGAGACACUGGUAUUCGUUUAGUAAUUGAAACUCCUCUGACAGAUCAACACUGUUCAUUUUUUUUGUUGCUAUCAAGAAAUGUGACUUGCAGUACCACAAAUUGCACACUUGAUUAGAUUUAUUGAAUCAUAUUUGUUUGUAUAUUUAAAUCAUGUGUUAGGGGAAUGGACAGCACGACCAUGGAGUAAUUAGAACUCAAUUUCAAAUCAUUGAUCAACUGAAUAAUAACAAAAAACAAACAAGUAAUUUACUACUAUACAUGUUACAGAUAACUAAAUUGAUCUGUUCUGCUGUUGAAUAUAUAAUAUGUAUUGCAGUAGUUUUUGAAUGAAUUGUGAUUGUGUGACAUCUACUGUACCUCAAAUAUUGUAAGUGGUCUGUGUUAUGAAGUUUAUUUUUGUUGGUGCUGUAAUUUUGGACAGGUUGCUGUCUGUGCCUCUAGUAACUGGUUAGCUCCUCUCAGUUCUCUGCACAGUCAUUCUUUACAGCAAAACUGAUCCUGGUACAGCUUUUGUGUGUACUCUUGAGUAUCUUCUGUCUGUAGUGUGUGUGUGUGUGUGUGUGUGUGUGUGUGUGUGUGUGUGUGUGUGUGUGU
Messenger RNA from Cyprinus carpio (common carp), 3502 nucleotides. It is a transcript of the gene rhbdl3, whose product is annotated as rhomboid, veinlet-like 3 (Drosophila). Gene Ontology annotation, molecular function: serine-type endopeptidase activity; calcium ion binding. Bases 617 to 1840 code for a protein of 407 amino acids. The record is from RefSeq and is a predicted model, not a curated record. Gene Ontology annotation, cellular component: membrane. The transcript has 9 exons. Lineage: Eukaryota; Metazoa; Chordata; Actinopteri; Cypriniformes; Cyprinidae.